CUUAUUCGCAGUCUUAAGAUGGCGCUUCGAUUCAUAGUCGUCCCAUUCUAGUUAGGGUAUAGUCGUCAACGGAAUAGUCAAAGAGUGUGAAGGAUUUUGAUUAUUAGUUAAAGGUGAAGAGGUUAAUUCCGUUAGAAGGAUGAGUGGUUAUCUUCGAAAUCAGGUGCUAAGUACAUUCAAGAAACUUCAUCGUACAAGAUUGAAAACAUUUCAGGACGACGUUGCUGCUUUAGAAGUUACAAGAAUGAAAAUAAACGAGGAAUUCAAAAAAUGUAAAGAUGUGACGGAUGAAAAAAAGAUUGCAGAACUAAACGAAUUUGCGUUAUCGGUCGAACACGAAGUGAGAACAACGAUUGUUCAGGCUAGAAGGGUUGAACCAGGAAAAUUUGAAGUUCGCAUAACCGCAGAUACUGAGAAACUGGAUAACGCAACACUCGAUAGUGUCGGAUGUUCUGUAAACUCGAAAAGGGAACCUCCAACAUUCAAAAAAUGCUCCGGUUCAACAAACACUUCGUGAGCUGAUUUAGCCAUUCAAAAUGUACACAUAGUGAAGAGCAACCAGGCUGACAAUGAGCUGAUGUGUUGAAUAUCCCUAUCAUAUAGUAUUCGUUCGCCAAUACCGGAUAUUUCAAGUCAGCGAAGUUUAUAGAUACCCGUGUUAUACGAACAUACUCAUAACAUGUAUACAACACAUCACGUAUGAUCACAUGGCGAAACAAAACGCAGAAGACUAUUCCCCUCGUGGAAGUAGUAUUUGAUUGUAUUCUUCGUCCUAACAAUAAGAACAGUGACCUGUAAAAUCAUUUCCUUUUCAUGGUAAAAUCGAGGGUAGAUUUUUGCAACUGAAA
Molecule: messenger RNA, 848 nt
Organism: Athalia rosae (coleseed sawfly)
Lineage: Eukaryota; Metazoa; Arthropoda; Insecta; Hymenoptera; Athaliidae
Product: complex III assembly factor LYRM7
Exons: 6
Coding region: 140-517 (125 amino acids)
Biological process (GO): mitochondrial respiratory chain complex III assembly
Source: RefSeq, a predicted model, not a curated record